GGGCCGGGCCCCGCAUGGCCCAGCAAGUGUCCGUGGGGAGCGCCGAAGGCCGCGCCGAUGUCGUGCUCCCUCGCGGAUGUGAUGAGCGAGCAGCUGGCCAAAGAGCUGCAGCUGGAAGAAGAAAGUGCCGCGUUCCCCGAAGCGGCUGCUGUUGCUGAAGGACCAUUUAUUACAGGAGAAAAUAUUGAUACAUCUAGUGACCUCAUGCUAGCUCAGAUGCUGCAGAUGGAAUUUGACAGGGAAUAUGACGCACAGCUUCGGCGGGAGGAGAAAAAGUUCAAUGGAGAUAGCAAAGUUUCUAUAUCCUUUGAAAACUAUCGGAAGGUGCAUCCCUUUGACAGUGACAGCUCAGAGGAUGAGGUUGAUUGGCAAGAUACCCGUCAUGAUCCCUAUAGAGCAGAUAAACCUACUACAACUCCAAAGAAGGGCUUCAUAGGAAAGGGAAAGGACAUUACUACUAAGCACGAUGAAGUAGUAUGUGGAAGAAAGAACACUGCUCGCAUGGAAAAUUUUGCACCGGAAUUCCAGGUCGGCGAUGGAAUUGGGAUGGACUUAAAGCUGUCCAACCAAGUGUUCAAUGCCUUAAAGCAGCACGCGUACUCUGAGGAGCGUCGAAGCGCCCGGCUCCAUGAAAAGAAGGAGCACUCCACUGCUGAGAAAGCAGUGGAUCCUAAGACACGUUUGCUUCUGUACAAGAUGGUCAAUUCUGGGAUGCUGGAGACCAUUACAGGCUGCAUCAGCACGGGAAAAGAAUCUGUUGUUUUUCAUGCGUACGGAGGAAAUACAAAUGAAGAAGAUAAAGUUAUACCUCCAGAAUGUGCUAUAAAAGUUUUUAAAACAACUCUUAAUGAAUUCAAGAACCGUGACAAAUAUAUUAAGGAUGACUACAGAUUUAAAGACCGCUUCAGUAAAUUGAAUCCACGUAAGAUUAUUCGUAUGUGGGCUGAGAAGGAAAUGCAUAACUUGACAAGAAUGCAAAAUGCAGGAAUUCCUUGUCCUCAAGUGGUUAUCCUUAAGAAACAUGUCUUGGUUAUGUCUUUCAUUGGCCAGGAUCAAGCCCCAGCUCCUAAGCUAAAGGAUGUAAAACUUAGUAGUGAAGAUAUGAAAAAGGCUUACUAUCAGGUUCUUAAUAUGAUGCAGCAGCUGUACAAAGAGUGCAACUUGGUCCACGCUGACCUGAGUGAAUACAACAUGCUUUGGCACGAGGGAAAGGUGUGGCUUAUUGAUGUCAGUCAGUCUGUGGAGCCAACUCAUCCUCAUGGGCUUGAGUUUUUGUUCAGAGACUGCAGGAACGUUUCCCAGUUCUUCCAGAAAGGAGGUGUGACAGAAGCACUUAAUGAGCGUGAACUCUUCAAUGCUGUCUCGAAUUUAAAUAUUACAGCUGACAAUGAAGUGGACUUCCAGGCAGAGAUCGAAGCGCUGGAGAAGAUGAACGAAGAUCACGUGCAGAAACAUGGAAAGAAGGUGUCUAUGUUUCCAAGUGAUGGGGACCCGCCUAGCUGUGGUGAAUAGCACUGCGUGUAGCUGCUAAAGAAGA
This is a messenger RNA of Tinamus guttatus (white-throated tinamou), 1537 nucleotides long. Lineage: Eukaryota; Metazoa; Chordata; Aves; Tinamiformes; Tinamidae. The record is from RefSeq and is a predicted model, not a curated record.